ACUCUUUCAGACUCACCCAACCGGCUGCUAACUUCCUCUAUGAAGAGAGUAAGGCUGCACUCCAUUUCGCGAUGGCCUCCCUUGCCACAGAAAAUGCAGAAUUUUGCUUCAACCUGUUCCGAGACUUGGAUAGCAAUCAUGCAGAUGGCAACGUCUUCUUCUCCUCUCUGAGUAUCCUCACUGCCCUGGCCAUGAUCCGCUUGGGAGCGCGGGGUGAUGGUGCUUCUCAGCUUGAUAAGGUGCUUCACUUCAACGCUGUCUCAGGACAUGGAAACUCCUCUAAUGCUCAGGACUAUAUCGAGUGUGCCGAAAAAUUAUACAAUGCCAAAGUGGAACCUGUUGACUUUACAAAUGCUUUAGGAGAAACCAGCCGUGACAUUAAUAAAUGGAUCGAAAAUAAGACCAAUGGCAAAAUCAAGAACGUCGUUCUUGAAAGCAGCAUAAGCUCAUCCGCCGUGAUGUUGCUGGUGAAUGCUGUAUACUUCAAGGGCAAGUGGGAGUCAGCCUUCAUCAAGAAAGAAACCAUAAAUUGCCGUUUCAAAUCUCCCAAGUGUCCCGGGAAACCAGUCGCCCUGAUGUAUCAAGAACGAAAGUUCAAUUUGUCUGUCAUUCAGGACCCAUAUAUGCAAAUUCUCGAACUCAAAUAUCAUGGUGGCAUAAGCAUGUAUGUGAUGCUGCCUGAGAGUGACCUCUCCCAGAUUGAAAACAAACUGACUUUUCAGAAUCUAAUGAAUUGGACCAAUCCAAGAAAAAUGAGCGCUCAGUACGUCAAGGUGUUUCUUCCCCAGUUCAAGAUAGAGAAGAAUUAUGAAAUCAAGCGCAAUUUAAAAGCUCUCGGGCUGAAAGACAUCUUUUCUGAGUCCAGAGCAGAUUUCUCCGGCAUAGCUUCAGGAGGUCGUCUGUACCUGUCGAAACUGAUGCACAAGUCAUACAUAGAGGUUACCGAGGACGGUACGGAGGCGGCGGCCAUCUCAGAGAGUAACGUCGUAGAGAAGCUGCUCCCCGAAUCGACGGUGUUCAGAGCUGACCACCCGUUCGUAUUUGUCAUCAGGAAGAAUGACAUCAUCUUGUUCAGUGGCAAAGUCUCUUGCCCUUGA
Molecule: messenger RNA, 1097 nt
Organism: Pteropus alecto (black flying fox)
Lineage: Eukaryota; Metazoa; Chordata; Mammalia; Chiroptera; Pteropodidae
Gene: SERPINB7
Product: serpin family B member 7
Exons: 7
Coding region: 72-1097 (341 amino acids)
Biological process (GO): negative regulation of endopeptidase activity
Molecular function (GO): serine-type endopeptidase inhibitor activity
Source: RefSeq, a predicted model, not a curated record